Pipistrellus kuhlii (Kuhl's pipistrelle) is the source of this 4564-nucleotide messenger RNA. It is a transcript of the gene ERAP1, whose product is annotated as endoplasmic reticulum aminopeptidase 1. Gene Ontology annotation, biological process: peptide catabolic process; proteolysis. The transcript has 19 exons. Lineage: Eukaryota; Metazoa; Chordata; Mammalia; Chiroptera; Vespertilionidae. Gene Ontology annotation, molecular function: metalloaminopeptidase activity; zinc ion binding; peptide binding. Gene Ontology annotation, cellular component: cytoplasm. The record is from RefSeq and is a predicted model, not a curated record. Bases 176 to 3004 code for a protein of 942 amino acids.
UCCCCAGCUCCCGCCGCGGCCCGGGCUCCCCCGCCGGCCUCGGGGUCACGGGCCCCUCGCGCCGCGUGCGGCUCCCGGGCUCCACUUUCACUUUCGCUCUCGGGCCGGUGCAGCAGGCGGCGGCGGGCGGCGGAGCGGCUGGGACCCGGGCCCCAGGGUAGAUUGAACAAAGAAGAUGGUAUCUCUGUCCAGCAAAUGGUCACUUAGAACCAUGUCAUUUCUACCUUCCUCACUGCUGAUCCUCUUAAUUGUGCCAACUCCUUCCUGGUGUCAGAGUAGUGGCACUAUGCCUCCAAAAACGAGUGAUGGGACCCUGUUUCCUUGGGAUAAGAUGAGACUUCCUGAGCACAUCAUCCCAGUUCACUAUGAUCUCCUGAUCCAUGCCAAUCUCACCACGCUGACCUUCGAGGGGACCUCGGCAAUCAGCAUCACAGCCAGCCAGCCCACCAGCGCCAUCAUCCUGCAUAGUCAGCACCUGCAGAUUCUGAAAGCCACCCUCAGGAAGGGAGCUGGAGACAUGCCCUCUGAAGAACCGCUGCGAGUCCUGGAAUACCCACCUCGUGAGCAAAUCGCACUUCUGGCUCCCACACCUCUGGAGGUUGGGCUCCCAUACACAGUUGUCCUUGAUUAUGCUGGCAAUCUUUCUGAGAGCUUCCACGGAUUUUAUAAAAGCACCUACAGAACCAAGGAAGGGGAAGUGAGGAUUCUCGCAUCAACACAGUUUGAACCUACUGCAGCCAGAAUGGCCUUUCCCUGCUUCGAUGAACCUGCCUUCAAAGCGAGUUUUUCCAUCAGGAUCAGAAGGGAGCCGAGGCACCUCGCCAUCUCCAAUAUGCCCCUGGUUAAGUCGGAGCCUAUUGCUGAAGGACUCAUAGAAGACCAUUUUGAUGUCACUGUCAAGAUGAGCACCUACCUCGUGGCCUUCAUUAUUUCGGACUUUAAGUCUGUCAGCAAGAUGACCAAGAGCGGAGUCAAGGUGUCCGUGUAUGCCGUGCCAGACAAGAUCAAUCAGGCAGACUAUGCACUGGAUGCUGCAGUGACUCUUCUGGAAUUUUAUGAGGAUUAUUUUAGCAUUCCGUAUCCCUUACCCAAACAAGAUCUUGCUGCUAUUCCUGACUUUCAGUCUGGUGCUAUGGAAAACUGGGGACUGACAACAUAUCGGGAAUCUUCUCUCUUGUUUGAUGUGGAAAAGGCUUCUGCAUCAAGCAAGCUUGGCAUCACAAUGACCGUGUCCCAUGAGCUCGCCCACCAGUGGUUUGGGAACCUGGUCACUAUGGAAUGGUGGAAUGAUCUAUGGCUCAAUGAGGGAUUUGCCAAGUUUAUGGAGUUUGUGUCUGUCAGUGUGACUCAUCCAGAACUGAAAGUUGAAGAUUAUUUUCUUGGCAAGUGUUUUGAUGCAAUGGAGGUAGACGCAUUGAAUUCCUCACACCCUGUGUCCACACCCGUGGAGAAUCCCGCUCAGAUUCGGGAGAUGUUUGAUGAGGUUUCUUAUGAUAAGGGAUCUUGUAUUCUGAAUAUGCUUAGAGAUUAUAUUAGUGCCGAUACAUUUAAACGUGGUAUUGUACAUUAUCUCCAGACGUAUAGUUAUAAAAACACAAAAAACGAGGACCUGUGGAACAGUAUGGCAAGCAUUUGCCCUACAGACGGCUCACAAAGGAUGGAGGGCUUUUGCUCUCGGGGUCAACCUUCAUCUUCAUCCUCACACUGGCAACAGGAAGGCCUUGAUGUGAAAACCAUGAUGAACACCUGGACGCUGCAGAAGGGCUUUCCCCUGAUCACCGUCACCAUGAAGGGGAGGAAUGUCCACCUGAAGCAAGAGCACUACAUGAAAGGCUCUGAGGGCAGCCCGGAAUCUGGGUACCUGUGGCACGUUCCAUUGACGUUCAUCACCAGCAAAUCAGAAUCGGCCCAGAAAUUUUUGCUGAAGACAAAAACAGAUGUGCUCAUCCUCCCAGAAGAGGUGGAAUGGAUCAAAUUUAACGUGGGAAUGAAUGGCUAUUACAUUGUGCAUUAUGAGGAUGAUGGAUGGGAUUCUUUGACGGGCCUUUUACAAGGAACCCACACAGCAGUCAGCAGUAAUGAUCGGGCCAGUCUCAUUAACAAUGCAUUUCAGCUUGUCAGCAUUGGAAAGCUACCGAUCGAAAAAGCCUUGGAUUUAACCCUGUACUUGAAACAUGAAACAGAAAUCAUGCCUGUGUUCCAAGGUUUGAAUGAGCUGAUACCUAUGUAUAAGUUAAUGGAGAAAAGAGAUAUGAAUGAAGUGGAAAUUCAAUUCAAGGGCUUUCUCAUCAGGCUGCUGAGGGGCCUCAUUGACAAGCAGACCUGGACUGACGAGGGCUCUGUCUCAGAGCGAAUGCUGCGGAGCCAGCUCCUCCUCCUCGCCUGUGUACGCAAGUAUCAGCCCUGCGUGCAGAGGGCAGAAGGCUACUUCAGAGCAUGGAAGGAAUCUGAUGGAGACUUAAGGCUGCCCAAUGAUGUGACGAUGGCAGUGUUUGCUGUGGGGGCCCAGACCACUGAAGGAUGGGAUUUUCUGUAUCGUAAAUAUCAGUCUUCUCUGUCCAGUACCGAGAAAAACCAAAUUGAAUUUGCCCUCUGUAUUAGCCAAAACAAGGAAAAACUCCAGUGGUUACUAGACCAAAGUUUUAAGGGAGAUGUAAUAAAAACUCAAGAGUUUCCAGCUAUUCUUCGCUCUGUUGGCAGAAACCCAGUGGGAUAUCCACUGGCCUGGCAGUUUCUGAAGGACAAUUGGAAUAAACUUAUACAAAAGUUUGACCUUGGCUCUCCUUCCAUAGCCUACAUGGUGAUGGGAACAACAAAUCAGUUCUCCACAAGAGCACGGCUUGAAGAGGUAAAAGGAUUCUUCAGCUCUUUGAAAGAAAAUGGUUCUCAGCUCCGUUGUGUCCAACAAACAAUUGAAACCAUCGAGGAAAACAUACGUUGGAUGGAUAAGAAUUUUGAUAAAAUCAGAGUGUGGCUCCAAAACCAAAAUCUUGAACUGCUCUAACAGACUGUUUCCUUGUUGGUUCCUGUGAUCUGUAGUCACCUACAUGUUGUUGGAUGUGAAUACCUUCUACCUAGAGAUGGCUGUUUGGGCUGCCCCCUGAAGACACCUCCUUUUCCUUUAGCUUCUUCCUCAUUUGACCAGGCCUUAAUUUUCCCAUCAAUGGGUUAUUUCUUUUGUGUGUUUCAUUUACAGGUGUUGCCUACAAUGUAAACCCAAGAGGCGGGUUCCUCACUAUUGAGGAGUAAAGUGCUUUAUUCUUAUUUUUUAUUUUAUACUUAAGCCCCUCAGUCUCUAAACCCUUCCCUCCCACCUUUGUCAUUCAGAAACUUUUUUGUUAGUCUCCUUGGAACGCUGUGCACGGUGGGAACUACUGAGUGACCAUUUGGAUCCGCCUUUUAGAUACUGUGUUUUAAAAAGAUUAAGUUUGCAUCUAUGUGUAUUUAUGGAAUACACAUGAAAUAGACACACUCAGAACCAGGGUGUCUGAUCUGCUUCUGCCUUCUCUUCUUUGCCCGUGCCCAGGGGCGAAUGUGAGGCCACCUCCUCGGGCUUCCUGGCCUCCAGCUUGUGGUCAGUCUCCCGGGAGGGCAGGUUGUGGUGGGGGAGAGGAGGUGGGUGUCCUCUCCGAGGUCCCUUCGGGCUGCCUCAGGCUGGCCUCCACUGCUCUGGAGGUGGCCCCUUUGCCCACUGAGCCUUCUCCAUCUCCACGUUCUAGCAACUGCUUCCUUCUCGUCCCCAAAGGGUGAGAAGAGAAGUGGCAGCCUGGCUUUUACCAGUCUUGGCUGUACCUGUGGUUUCCAUACAUCCCUGUCCUGCCAUUGUUUAAAAACAAAACACCACCUUGAAUGACACCCUCCUCAAGUAAUCCUAAUUUGAGUGUCAUCUACUCCUCAGGGAUCCUGACUGAUAGUGUCCCUUCUGAAACGGCAGAGUACAUUCAGGUCUAGAGAAGGAACCUGUGGCUUGAAGUUGAACCUGAGAGCUCUUGAUCCUUAGGUAGGUGCUUGUUGUUUGGCCUAGUUUACAAUUCCUGAAUUACUCAGUAUUGCCAGUUAUUGCCAAUAAGCCAUCGCAGAGUCUCCUGUAAAUGACAAUGUAUGGUGAAACUGAAACUAUUUUAUAUUCCUCUAACUGAGAAAUCUUUUAUGAGGUUUUUAAUGCAGAAUUUUCAAGAUAAAGGAAUGUGAUAGGGAAAAUGUCAAAAUGUGUUCUCGUACACCAGGAAUAGCGACUCUUUCUGGGCCUAAAUGCAUUUACAAUUCCAUUUUUAAACAUUGCAUGGUUUAAUGGUUUGAGAAAUAGAAACAGAAAUCACUGGUAAUUGCUACCCCAGGUAUUUUCCGUCCAAAAACAUACAAAGCCAAGAUUUGAAUGUAAAAUAUUUUUAAUUGUAUUUUACAUCUUGAUUAAAGAAAUAUGAAAUGUGGAAAUAGUGGUCUUCAGUUUGGUCACCUGAGGAACCUACUUUCCAAUGCGUUGGGAGAAGUCCAUUUCCUAAACGGACACAAUAUUGCCACAGCAAUGUGCAAAACCUGUUCGGUAAUAAAAGGCUAUAAUUUA